Messenger RNA from Nicotiana tabacum (common tobacco), 2282 nucleotides. NCBI's taxonomy places the organism in Eukaryota, Viridiplantae, Streptophyta, Magnoliopsida, Solanales, Solanaceae. The record is from RefSeq and is a predicted model, not a curated record.
UUUUCCAAAUCUAAAGAAAACCAAUCACUAACUUCCUCCAUUCACUUCCUCUUCAUUUGUCAGAACUCUGCAAAUCUUAAAACAGACACUACAAAGAACUUACAAGAAUGUUUUAUUUUUCUCAUUUAAAUUAAAUUCUUGAUUUAAGGGCUUUUGGAUAUUUUUCAGUUGUAGUUCACUGUUGUGCUUUGCCCCUUUUUUCUUAAGACUUGUGUUUGUGUUCACAUUAGAAGGGGGAAAACACUGGAAGAGUUAAAAGAGUUCAAAACCCUUUUCUUGAUUUAUUGUUACCCUUCUUGGUAUGGAGCUAAAGAAGGAGAGGUUUGUAAGGUUCUACUCUGGUGAAGAACAACACGGUGGUUUUUUGGGAGGAAAAGCAGACAGUUCAAACCUAGAGAAGUCAUCUUCGGGAUAUAGAUAUUCGUCUCCUUUAUUGAACUCUGAUGGCAGAUAUAAAGUUACCGAUACCCUUAUGUUUGGGAGGUCUAAGGUGUAUCCUGAGGACCACAACAGGUCGUGGAGGAAGCGAAUACUUGAUCCGGGGAGUGACAUUGUAAUCCAGUGGAAUAGGAUUUUCAUUAUAUCUUGCUUGCUCGCUUUGUUUGUGGACCCGCUGUAUUUCUUUUUGCCCAUCAUACACGGAACUAAAGAGUCGAGUUGUGUGAAAUCAGAUUUGAAUUUGCGAAUUGUUGUCACCAUUUCCCGAACUAUAGCCGAUUUUUUCUAUCUAUUACAUGUGUUCAUUAAGUUCCGGACUGCUUAUAUUGCCCCAAAUACAAGGGUAUUCGGGAAGGGUGAGCUUGUCAUGGAUCCUAAAAAGAUUGCUCUCAGAUAUUUAAGAUCAGACUUUUUUGUUGAUCUGAUUGCAACCCUUCCUCUACCUCAGAUGGUUAUCUGGUUUAUUAUACCCGCGACAAGAAGCCAACAUGCUAAUCAUAACAAUAAUGCCCUUGCGCUGAUUGUCCUACUUCAGUAUGUUCCCAGAUUGUAUCUUAUAUUCCCAUUAAGUUCACAGAUUAUCAAAGCAACUGGAGUUGUGACAAAAACUGCUUGGGCAGGGGCUGCAUAUAAUCUACUUCUCUACAUGUUGGCCAGUCAUGUUAUUGGCGCAGCAUGGUAUUUGCUGUCAGUUGAUCGAUAUACUUCUUGCUGGAAAUCAAUAUGCCAAAAUGAAAACAGCUCUACGCAGUGUGUGCUGCGCUACUUGGAUUGUGAUACUUUUGACCAAAAUGCUCGUAAGAGUUGGGCAAAUAUCACUAAGGUAUUUGAAAGUUGUGAUCCCGAUGGGGAUAGUACUUUCAAAUAUGGAAUAUUUGAAAAUGCAGUUAAAAAAGAUGUUGUAUCCUCAAGGUUUAUGGCAAAGUACUUCUAUUGCUUGUGGUGGGGCUUACAACAACUGAGUUCUUAUGGGCAGAAUUUGUCAACGAGUACAUUUAUCGGGGAGACAUCCUUUGCUAUACUUAUUGCUAUUUUGGGUCUGGUUUUGUUCGCACACCUUAUUGGGAAUAUGCAGGUAAAUCAAAGGCUCUGCUGCUUUUCAUUCUCCCUCUAUACAAGCUUGUUUUGGUAGACCUUGUAAUUUGUUCUCUUGACUGUUUAUUAACAGCAUGAUCUUGGCUAACACUUUUAGACAAUUAUAAUUUCUGUUCUUGAUUUAAUAUGUGCAAGAUUCUGAUUGAUUGGUGAAUUUUCUGCAUGCUAUUCCUCUUUAUAGAUUUAUAUGCCAGUAGAAAAUGUAGAGAACUUCUAGAGUUAGAGAAACUAUUGUUAUUUUAUAAAUAUAAUGUUUGAUUCAUACCGGCUUACGACAUAGACGGUGAGGGUUCAUAUAGCGACCUCAACUUGCUUGGAAUGAACGUAGUUGUUGUUAUCUUCUUAAUAGUGUAGUAUAUUCUUCAAAACAUCUUCUACUUCUUAUGUCCCAAAUGGUAAACCUUGAGUUGUUCUUCAGUUGUUACUACGUAUGCUAUAAGCUUGUUCUCCCAUGUUGGGGACCUUAAUGUUGUGGGAGGUAAAAAUACCAAAAAUUGAGCAGAAGAUUUCAACAAAUAGCAUGUGUUAAAUCAUUUUUUACGGCAUUGUUUUUAUGCUGGAUGCUCAACCCAGCUUAAUUUUAAACUUUUUUUCGAAUUCGGCAUCGGUCAAAGAUAAUUAGGUGAAUUGGGGGCCUGAUAAAUUUCUAAAAUGUUGGGGGAACGUAUUAACAUUUGAAAAUAUCCCCCUUUUAUAUUUUCAAAUUUUAAUUUUUUGGUUCCUUCUCUUCUCUCUCUCUCUCUCUCUUC